ACGAGAGGCUCCUACUCACUGGAUAAGGUGACAAAGCGAGCAGCUACAACGCAGCGUUUUUGGAACCUUGAUGUUCAGGUGAACAGAGCAUGGUGGUUGCUCCGAUGUUGACGGGCUCCUCAUGUCGUCCGAGCAUUGAGAGUGUGUUAUUCCGGCAGAAUUUUUAUUUGGGAUUUGGCGGAAACUGCAACUUCAGGUCUUAUGGAGCACCAACUUCUUGUCUUUCUCAGGACAGAAACCUUGCAGAACCAUGCAACAAGCAUGACUACGGAAUUGGGAUAGGAAAGUCUGAGUUAUUAGCAAAGGAAAAACAGAGAUCUCAGCAGGAUAAGUUGCCUCCACUCGUUAACGCCUUGAAGACUUCAGCUGAACAAAACGCUGCCAGUUUUCACUUCCCUGGUCAUAAUAGAGGCCGGGCUGCACCGUCUUCAUUAACACAGCUUAUUGGUGUUGAUCCUUUUAUUCAUGACCUGCCUGAGCUCCCAGAGCUUGACAACCUCUUUUCUCCCGAGGGUCCCAUUUUGGAUGCUCAACAGCAGGCAGCGAAACUGUUUGGGUCAAUAGAAACAUGGUUUCUUGUUGGAGGUACUACAUGUGGUAUCCAAGCAGCAAUUAUGGCAACCUGUUCCCCUGGAGACAUUCUUAUUCUCCCUCGGAAUUCCCAUGUAUCAGCUAUGUCUGCUAUGGUAUUAUCUGGUGCGGUGCCCAAGUACAUCAUCCCUGAUUAUAACUUUAGCUGGGACAUUGCUGGUGGGGUCACUCCAUCACAGGCAAAGACAGCAAUUAAGGAAUUGGAGAUGGAAGGGCUUAAGCCAGCUGCAGUUUUUGUCACCUCUCCUACAUAUCAUGGCAUAUGCAGUAACUUGAGUGAGAUUUCCAGACUCUGCCAUUCUCAUGGAAUUCCUUUAAUUGUUGAUGAGGCUCAUGGAGCUCAUUUAGGAUUUCAUCCCCAGCUGCCUUGUUCAGCCCUUCAGCAAGGUGCUGAUUUGGCUGUGCAAUCGACUCAUAAAGUUCUUUGCUCGCUCACUCAAUCAUCAAUGUUGCAUAUGUCUGGAAAUAUAGUAGAUAGGGAAAGAAUUUGUAGAUGUCUUCAAAUGCUUCAAAGCACUAGUCCUAACUAUCUUCUUUUAGCAUCUUUAGAUGCUGCAAGAUCUCAACUUAGUGAAAAUCCAGAAGGUAUUUUCAACAAAGCACUGGAAAUAGCUGUUGAAGCCAAGGAUAUGAUUAAGAAACUUCCAGGUAUUUCUGUGCUUGACUUUCAAAGUUUUCCUAAAUUCGCUGCAGUUGAUCCAUUGCGGCUUACCAUUGGUUUUGGACAACUUGGUCUGUCUGGUUAUGAAGCCGAUGAAAUCUUAUAUAAAGACCAUGAGAUUAUUUGCGAACUUGUUGGAACCCAAUCUAUCACCUUUGCAAUUAACCUUGGAACUUCUAGAGAGCAUGUUCAGAGGCUAUUUUCAGGUAUAAAGCAUCUAGUUUCAUCUCAAGCAUUCAUUCAGGAUGAUAAAGGGAGGAGGAAACAUGGUGCUUCUGCACCCUUUGCUGAUAUUACGACUAGCUUGAUUCCGAGAGAUGCCUUUUUCCAAAGCAAGAGGAGAGUGAGCAUCGAAAACUGCAUUGGGGAAGUUUGUGGUGAGCUUAUAUGUCCUUACCCGCCAGGAAUUCCAGUAAUGAUCCCAGGUGAAACUAUUACAGAGAGAGCUUUGGGUUAUCUUCUAGAUGUUAGAAGCAAGGGUGCUUUCAUUAGUGGAGCUUCUGAUCCCCAAAUGUCGUCCAUAGUUGUUUGCAAUAGCUAGUUAUUGGCACAGAGAGAGAGAGAGAGAGAGAGAGAGAGAGAGAGAGAAGAGUUCAUCAGUAAUUGAAAGUUUCUUGUUCCCUGCUUUACGUUGAAACAUGAAAUAUGAAUACUUGGGAUAUUGAUAAAGAAGUCAUGCACAUAUAAAUGAAACUCAUUUCGAUUAACGAAAAAAAUUUAAACUUAGGAAAAUUAUUCAGUUUGCUUGUCAAAUGCGCUAGUCUCAAUUCUCAGUAAUCAGCUAUGUUUGGUUGAUAUCGUGGAGAACUCAUUA
Molecule: messenger RNA, 2066 nt
Organism: Ziziphus jujuba (common jujube)
Lineage: Eukaryota; Viridiplantae; Streptophyta; Magnoliopsida; Rosales; Rhamnaceae
Exons: 3
Coding region: 90-1793 (567 amino acids)
Molecular function (GO): catalytic activity
Source: RefSeq, a predicted model, not a curated record